Molecule: messenger RNA, 2183 nt
Organism: Apis mellifera (honey bee)
Lineage: Eukaryota; Metazoa; Arthropoda; Insecta; Hymenoptera; Apidae
Product: glucose dehydrogenase [FAD, quinone]
Exons: 3
Coding region: 134-2053 (639 amino acids)
Molecular function (GO): flavin adenine dinucleotide binding; ecdysone oxidase activity
Source: RefSeq, a predicted model, not a curated record
UAUCAGACGAUUCGAUUACAGACUGCCAAUUAUAAAAAUACGCGAGGUAGGGACAUAUUUUUUCCUCUGCCAUCUUUUUAUGGAUAAACAAUGCCUAUAUAUAAGGAUGCUAACGGGUCGAUUGUAAGCUCAGAUGUUUGUAAAUGAACGUUAUAGCGUGACGAUCGUGAUAGAACGGAAUAUGGAGUCGUGUAUGGCGGCAACUUGCGCCUCGGGGCAAUCGACGCCAGCUUCCACUUUUACCAUGUUGAUACAAACGAUAAUGGCAUCCUAUUGUGCAUCAAACGUGGGCAAAUAUCCCACGGAUCGAGCCGAGGAGAUCUUCGCUUCGACGAGGAAGGAGUUCGAUUUUAUAAUUGUCGGAUCCGGAUCGGCGGGAUCUAUUCUCGCCAGCAGGUUAACGGAAGUGAACGAUUGGGAUGUGCUGUUGAUCGAAAGAGGGGAGGAUCCUUUACCGGAAACCUCUUCACCUGCCCUUUUCUUCGAUAACAUAGACGGACCGCAGAAUUAUCAUUACUUGACCGAAUACCAAAACACUUCCUGCCUGGGCACCGUCCACCAACGGUGCAAAUGGGCGAGCGGCAAGGCUCUUGGCGGAAGUUCGGUGACCAACGGCAUGUUAUACGUGAUCGGCAACGAGAAAGACUACAACGAUUGGGAAGAGUCGGGCAACGACGGAUGGGGGUUCGCGAGCGUGCUCCCCUACUUCGCCAAGUCGACCAAUUGCUCGGCCUCCUACGUAUCGAGAUACGGUACCAAGUAUUGCGGGGACAACGGCCCCGUGAGAAUCGGGCACUUCGAGGCCGCCUCGCCGGGCGUGCAGAAAAUCCUGAUGGACGGUGUGCGGGAGGCAGGCCACGAUGUCCUCGAGGUGGUGAACGGUGACCGUUUCGUCGGUUUCGGGAGGGCGAUGGGCACCGUGCACGACGGUCGGCGUGAAAACGCAGCGAUGGCGUUUCUCUCCCCCGCCAAGGGGAGGAAGAACCUGAGCGUGAUGAAAUCGAGCGCGGUCGAGAAAGUGUUGUUCGAGGAAGGACGAGCGAUCGGCGUUCGGGUGAGAUCGGAGCAGAAGGGUUUCGUGGCGGAGGUGAGGGCGAGGAAGGAGGUGAUCCUUUCCGCGGGGAGCAUCGCCACUCCCCAAUUAUUGAUGCUCUCGGGAAUCGGGCCCAGGGAACACCUGGAGAAGAUGGGUAUACCGGUCGUGGCCGAUCGACCGGUCGGCAAGAAUCUUCAGGACCACCUCGCGUGGACGGGGAUGUACAUUACUUACGCGAACGAGUCGUCGAUCUCGUCUCCUUCUUUAAACCGAUCGUUGAGCUCGAUUUACGAGUACAUGAUGGAGAAUAGAGGACCGUUGCGCGCUUACAGAACCGAUUUUCUCGGCACGGUGAACGUGAACGAUCCGAAUUCCUCGUAUCCGGACGUUCAAUUUUUGUUCGUCCCGUUCGAGCGUCACGAGAGGGUUCAGUUGUCGGUUUUCCUGGAGACGAUCGGUUUGAGGGAAGAGAUCGGGGGAAAGUUGGUAGAGGAGAUCGAGAGGACGAGCGUGAUCGUGGUUCUCUCCAUCUUGCUGAAGCCGAGGAGUCGAGGAAUGGUCGAGUUGCGAAGCACAGACCCGACCGAUCCUGUGAAGAUAUACGCGAAUUACCUGGUCGAGGCGGAGGAUACGAGGACGUUGGUGAAAAGCGUGGACAAGAUGAAGGAGAUUUUGGAUACGGACGCGUUGACGGGGAACGGGAUGCGAUUCAAUCGGUUGGACGUUCCCGGAUGUCGACGUUUCGAGCCGGACACGGAGCAAUAUUGGGAAUGCAGCGUGAGACACGUGUCCGUCUCUUAUUAUCACUCGUGUGGGACGAGCAGGAUGGGGCCGGGCAACGACACCAGGGCCGUGGUCGAUCCGAGGCUGAGGGUGCACGGCGUCGACGGUUUGCGGGUGAUCGAUGGAUCGAUCAUCCCGGAAAUCCCUGCCGCCAAUCCUAACGCGGCGACCAUGAUGAUCGCGGAGAAGGGGGCGGAUAUGGUUAAACGGGAUUGGGGCGUGAAGGCGCGUUGAUUGAACGCGCUUUCUUUCGAUUAUAUAUAUAUGCGUGUAACGAGAUAAAUGUAUAAGUAAAAUAUUGGACGAUUAAUUAAUGUAGUUGGUUAUGGAGAUUUGUCGGAUUAAAGUAUUUGGCAAUUGGAAA